Messenger RNA from Neocloeon triangulifer, 1169 nucleotides. RefSeq names its product inorganic pyrophosphatase (gene Nurf-38). Gene Ontology annotation, cellular component: cytoplasm. The transcript is spliced from 7 exons. The record is from RefSeq and is a predicted model, not a curated record. Gene Ontology annotation, biological process: phosphate-containing compound metabolic process. Lineage: Eukaryota; Metazoa; Arthropoda; Insecta; Ephemeroptera; Baetidae. Bases 19 to 1035 code for a protein of 338 amino acids. Gene Ontology annotation, molecular function: magnesium ion binding; inorganic diphosphate phosphatase activity.
CCAUUCUGCACAUGCCUGAUGUGGCCGGUGCUGACGCUUUCUUUCUUUAGCCGUCUAGUUAGGGCUUCGGCUGGAAACUCCUCGCGACUGCCUGCAAAUUCACAAAAUUCUUCACUCUACAAAGCAUUAUCAACGUCAGCAAGAAAUUUAAGGAAGAAAAUGUCCAGCCAGCAAUACACUGCAGUCGAGCGAGGAGCACCUUACUCCUUCGACUAUCGUAUUUACUUCCGUGACUCAAAUGGACCCAUCUCACCAAUGCAUGACAUUCCCCUCUUUGCUGACGAGGCCAACAAAAUUUACAACAUGGUCGUCGAAGUCCCCCGAUGGACCAAUGCAAAAAUGGAGAUCAGCCUAAAAGAAGUGCUAAACCCCAUCAAGCAGGACAUCAAGAAGGAAAAGCUGAGAUUUGUUGCCAACUGCUUCCCUCACAAGGGCUACAUCUGGAACUAUGGGGCUCUGCCUCAGACCUGGGAAAAUCCUGAAAUUCUCGACUCCUCCACUGGUUGCAAGGGAGACAACGACCCCAUCGAUGUCAUGGAAAUUGGACAAAGAAUUGCAAAACGAGGAGAAGUUCUGCAGGUCAAGGUUUUGGGCUGCGUUGGAUUGAUCGACGAGGGUGAAACUGACUGGAAACUGGUGGCUAUUGAUAUCAACGACCCCUUGGCUGAGCAGCUAAAAGACAUUGCGGAUGUUGAAAGGCUGUGCCCAGGGCUGCUCAAGGCCACUGUCGAGUGGUAUCGCAUCUACAAAAUUCCUGACGGCAAACCAGAGAACAAGUUUGCGUUCAAUGGAGAGGCCAAGAACCGUGAGUUUGCCACUCACGUCAUUGAAGACGUCCACAAGUUUUGGCAGGCGCUGCAGAAUAAGGAGGCUGAUGCUGGCGGCAUUUGCCUUUCCACAACUACACUAGAAAGCAGCCCAUUCAAAAUUGACUUAGUGGCAGCUGAAAAGGUCAUCAACGACAGCCCACCCUUGGGCGACCCAGAACCUAUCGACUCUAUUGUUGACAAGAACCACUUUAUCAGGCUGAAGUAAAAUACUCGGCAGGAUUUUGAAUUUGUAACAGAGCACGCUGCAUGUAUUGAAUUCUGCACCUAUUAUUGAGAUUUCCCUGAAGCCAUGCAAUGGCCUAAAUAAAACACAUAAAGUUGCAUGUGGCACUAAAAAUU